UCUCAGUUGUCAUGGUCGACUGACGGCAUGUUAGCGACUGCAGCACUGUAAGCUGUUGUUCUUUAGCAUUUUCCAGAUGUUGAGACGAGUGUUCCUGAGUCCCCAGCUGCUAAACACAGUCCGUCUCACCUGGAACCACAGAAAUUUAUUCACCAUGCAGCUAAAAACCAAGGAGUUUCAGUCAUUGUUCAGCGAUGGAUUGAAUACAUUAGCAGAGAUUUUUCAAAAGCACCAGUUUGAGAUCAGGAUAGCAGGAGGAGCAGUGCGAGACCUUCUGUCUGGAAAACGACCUGAAGAUGUGGAUUUUGCAACUACAGCAACACCUGAGCAAAUGAAGAAUAUUUUUCAGGCUGCUGGGAUCAGGAUGAUCAACAACAAGGGAGAGAAACAUGGAACUAUCACUGCCAGGGUACAUAAUGAAAACUUCGAGGUCACCACUCUGCGUGUAGACGUGCAAACGGAUGGACGGCAUGCAGAAGUAGAGUUCACUACAGAUUGGCAGAAAGAUGCCGAACGCAGAGACCUCACAAUUAACUCCAUGUUUCUUGGUCUAGAUGGAACUCUGUAUGAUUAUUUCCAAGGCUAUGAGGAUCUUCAAAACAAAAAGGUUCGUUUUGUUGGAAAUGCUGCACUCAGAAUCCAGGAGGACUACUUGCGAAUUCUCAGAUAUUUCAGGUUCUAUGGCCGUGUGGCGUCUGAGCCAGGACAGCACGAUCCAGAGACAUUGGAGUCGAUCCAGAAAAAUGGUCGAGGCCUGGCAGCAAUAUCAGGGGAGAGGAUCUGGGUGGAGCUGAAGAAAACACUUGUGGGAAACCAUGCUGCUCACCUGCUGGAGCUCAUUUAUAAGCUAGACCUGGCACAGUACAUAGGUCUACCAGCAGAUGGCAAUGUUGAGGAGAUGAAGCAGGUGUGCCAGAGGGCUCAGGACAGAUCCCCUAAACCCAUGACUGUACUCGCAGCUUUGUUCCGUGUCUCAGACAAAGUGGAAAAGCUAGAUCUCCGACUAAAGAUCUCUAGAGAAGAGAAGACCCUUGGCCUCUUUUUGGUCAAACACAGACGAGAUCUUUUUAAAGGGAAAGACGAGGAUGAUAGCCUGAAGCCAUUCACAGACUUCAUCAUCGAUUCUCGAGAGCCAGAUGCCCAAAGCAAAGUGAUAGAACUGUUAAAGUACCAGGGUGAGGAAAAGCUUCUGAGUGAACUGAGUCACUGGUCCAUACCCCGUUUCCCUGUCAGUGGGCAUGAUCUACGUCGCAUGGGCAUCACCUCGGGCAAGGAGAUUGGCUCGACUCUGCAGGAGCUGCGGGAUAUCUGGAAGAAGAGUCGCUACCAGAUGAGGAAGGAAGAACUACUAAGCACCAUUUGUAGGUCCUGAUGUAAGACAAAGGUGACUAUUGAUGCCAGUGGCAGGACUGGCUGUAUUGGUACCUUGGAUUUAAUAACCUACUAUUUUAGGAGAGCAGUAGGUUUAGUUUGUUUCUACCUCUAAACUGUUAAAAGCUAUCCUGAUGAUGGCCUGUAGGUGUGUGAAGAGUUCUUGAAAGUCGCUCUCUGUAAAGUUUCACGAUGGCCCUGUUUAUCAUGCAUGAGGAUUGAGUGUUGGUUAAAGCACUAUAAACAUAUCAAAGAACAGCAAGCCUCCAGGAUCUGGGAAGAAAACAAACAGAAAUAUUAACGAAAUGUUAUGGAUGAUAUGGACAGAACAUCUGUUAGCUGUUUUGUUUAUAUUCUAGCUAAAAUGGAGAGGGCUUAUAUUUGAGUUUUUCUCUUCCUCAUUUUCUAUUAUUUAUAAAAAAAAUUUGAGCAAUUCCACUGUGAAUCAUCUUUCUAGUUAUUUGCUGUAUGAUUCGUGAUAAUCUGUACAUAAUGGUUGUGCAGUUUUCAGUUGAAGAGGUCAUGCUGAAUGAGGAGCUGUUUCGCUAAUGCAGCUGGCAUAGAUACACUAACGAGCGACAAAGAUAUCCAACAGGCUUUCAGUCGGUUAUGUAACACUUCAUAUCCAGUUUUGAAGUAAACAAAAAUCCAAAACCAACAA
This is a messenger RNA of Trichomycterus rosablanca, 2032 nucleotides long. It is a transcript of the gene trnt1, whose product is annotated as tRNA nucleotidyl transferase, CCA-adding, 1. The transcript has 8 exons. Gene Ontology annotation, biological process: mitochondrial tRNA 3'-end processing; tRNA 3'-terminal CCA addition. Gene Ontology annotation, cellular component: mitochondrion. NCBI's taxonomy places the organism in Eukaryota, Metazoa, Chordata, Actinopteri, Siluriformes, Trichomycteridae. The coding region runs from base 77 to 1372 and encodes 431 amino acids. Gene Ontology annotation, molecular function: nucleotidyltransferase activity; tRNA binding. The record is from RefSeq and is a predicted model, not a curated record.